ACCUUACCUCAAUUGAACUUUCUAGGACACUACGCGUGCGUCCUCGAUAAUAGAGCAAAUUUGAAUUUCUUAACAACAAUUUUUUUAGCUAGUUUUGUAUGAGGAAAAGAUGGAUCUGUAAUUGUUCGUAGGAAACUGUGAUGUUGGGGGAUCUGAAAGUUGUAGAAAUGAAAAAUUUGUUUCGAAUAAUAAACAACAAUCUUGCGCGGUAGCUUCUGUUUAUGAAGUUUGUAUUUCAUUUUUGUCGAAAUGGUCUAUUUACAUUUUCCAAAUAAUCUCACAGAAGAAGAGUUAAUGUUACAAACAAAAUAUCAGAAGCUGAAGAAAAAGAAAAAAGCUCUGCAGGCCUGGAAAGCUCCUAAACCAGAGCCUGAGAGAACAGCUCCCACUCAGAAACGACCAACAGAAGGUCGAGAUGCCCGUGAAGUUGCUCGGAAACUUCUGAAAUCUGGUGCUAUCACUGCCAUACCCAAAAUUCAAAAGCGAACAGAACAGGCUGGGUUCAAGAGGCCUCGUGGUUUAGAAAGAAAAUUGUCUGCAGCUGAGCGAACUGUCAGUGCAUAUCAACCAUUCCAGCCAGCUCAUGCAGACGAGGUGCCAGCCGCCCCAGCAGAUCCUCCAGAAAAGCCCCGUGUUAAGAACCUAUAUGAUAGUUUUGUAACUGCUCGAGAAAAAGAUGCAGGUGAUAAAGACAAAGAAAAGAAAACGGAAAAGCCAAGAGCAGGGAACACAAUUUUUGUUCAGGGUUACUCAAUAACUGAAGAUCUGCUCCGCAAAGCCUUCAUGAACUGUGGAACCAUUAUAAAUGUAUCUAUGGAAGUUGAAAAAGACCGUGGGUUUGUUACUUUUAAAACUGAAGAAGCUGCUGAGCGUGCCAUAUCUGAGAUUAAUGGAAGUAAGGUGUCAGGAAUUCAAUUGAAGGUAUCAUUAGCUCGUAGACAACCUCAGAUCACCCCUGUCAGUGAUGCACCCUCUUCAUCAUCUGGUCAUUGGUCAGCAAUAGCUGCAAGUCAUUCUCAAAAAGGAGGUCAUAAAGAUAAGAGACAGCCUGUGGUGUAUGGAGAGGAAGAUGAUAUGUUCUCAUAGAGAUAUGUACCGUAUGUAUAUGUGUACUGUUGUACCUAAGAAUUUUAGUAUUGACUGUAUAUGUCAUGUGUAUAGCGUUGUUCUUGAAAAUGAUUGGAUACAGCCUUUCUUAUAUCUAAUGUGCAUGAAACUUUC
Molecule: messenger RNA, 1221 nt
Organism: Frankliniella occidentalis (western flower thrips)
Lineage: Eukaryota; Metazoa; Arthropoda; Insecta; Thysanoptera; Thripidae
Gene: Nelf-E
Product: negative elongation factor E
Exons: 6
Coding region: 250-1086 (278 amino acids)
Biological process (GO): negative regulation of transcription elongation by RNA polymerase II
Cellular component (GO): NELF complex
Molecular function (GO): RNA binding
Source: RefSeq, a predicted model, not a curated record